AUGAUAGAACACACAAGGACGUUUGUGCAGCAGCACUACUCCAUCGCCAACGGUUACUCGCACAAUGCCGAUGUGGUGUAUGGCGAUACCGACUCAGUGAUGGUCAUGUUUGGCGUUGACACUGUAGAAGAGGCCAUGCGCAUGGGCAGGCAGGCAGCAGAGGAGAUCUCUGAUACCUUUCCUAAGCCAAUCAGGCUGGAGUUUGAGAAGGUGUAUUUCCCGUACCUGCUGAUCAACAAGAAGCGCUACGCCGGGCUGUACUGGUCCAACUCCAAGGCCUUUGAUAAGAUGGACACCAAAGGUAUUGAGACGGUUCGAAGAGACAACUGCCUGCUGGUCCGACAGGUGGUGGACGAGUGCUUGCGGCGCAUCCUAAUGGAGCGAGACAUUCCUGGGGCCGUGGCAUAUGUCAAGUCUGUCAUCUCGGAUCUCCUUAUGAACAAGCUCGACCUCUCCCUGCUGGUUAUCACCAAGGCGCUAACCAAGGGAGGUGACGACUACGCAGUCAAGGCGGCCCACGUGCAGCUGGCAGAGAGAAUGCGCAAGCGUGACUCCGCCACAGCGCCUGGCAUCGGGGAUCGAGUGGCCUAUGUCAUCUGCAAGGCUCCCAAGGGCAGCAAGGCGUAUGAGAAGUCAGAGGACCCGAUACAUGUGUUGGAGAACAACAUUCCCAUCGACCCGCACUAUUACCUGGAGAACCAACUCAGCAAGCCUCUCCUGCGGAUAUUCGAGCCCAUUCUGAAGAACGCGAGCAAGGAGUUGCUGAGUGGCGCGCACACGCGAGCAGUCUCCAUAUCCACGCCCGCGACAGGUGGCAUCAUGCGAUUCGCCAAAGUCCGGCUGUCCUGCCUCGGCUGCAAGACGCCUCUCAGUGGAAACUCCCAGACGCUGUGUGUGCACUGUAUGGAUCGAGAGGGCGAGAUCUACCAACGAAUAACAACCAAUAUGCGGGAGUGUGAGGAGCAGUUUGGAAGGCUGUGGGUGGAGUGCCAGCGAUGCCAGGGCAGCUUGCAUCAAGACGUGCUCUGCACCAGCCGUGACUGCCCCAUAUUCUACCGGAGGAAGAAAGCACAGAAGGACGUCGAAGAAGCACACGCUCAGCUUGCAAGAUUUGACUUUUGA
Messenger RNA from Closterium sp. Yama58-4, 1122 nucleotides. The record is from the annotation of a GenBank genome assembly. NCBI's taxonomy places the organism in Eukaryota, Viridiplantae, Streptophyta, Zygnematophyceae, Desmidiales, Closteriaceae.